AUGGCCAAAGGAAUACUUGGAAAGUCACGCUCGCCAGCUCGAGCGCCGGGCAUUUCGAAUCCCUCCUUGAACUAUACAGAUGCCCUGCCAAGGAAUGACCUCUGCGAGAUCCAGGCUGGCGUCAGUUACAGUCGUCCAAUCCAUCAGGUUUUCAAAGAGGGACAGCAUCCUGGCAUGUCUGAUAAGCAUAAUCGCAGAAAAAAGCCAGAUUCUCAGGUGCCUGGUUUUGAUUUUCAACUUACUAGCUCACCAGUCGAAGCUGAAGCGUUAGACACGCACCUUGGAGUGGAUGAGUCGAUGAUCGGCAUUGCUCUUGGAAGCCCUCGACUGUUGGAACAAUAUAAUACUGCAUCUCAGCCGCAACGAAUACCGCCGCCCACGCCUCCCGACGAAGAAAGGCCUAAUUCAUCGCUGCAGCGCAAGCCAAGUAAGUGGAAGAAAAUUGGAGGUCUGUUCAAGGCAAAGAACGCCGUUGCCCAUAAUGCAAACAAGCCGUUCUACCAGGUUCAAGCUCCGAAUGACGGGCCGUCGCAGGGGUCUACACAUUCGAUAGACUACAAACCUCGGCGGAGAGCAGGUACCAAGACCGCACCAAUUGAGAAUACAGAAUUAUGGCCGUGUCUUGCUUCGGAGAAUGAAACUCCGGCCCAUCAGCAAGGGUCUAAGCCAAAUCCCGGAUCCUUUCUCCAGGUUGAGAUACCUCAGGUUGAGAUGGAACGGUACAGCGUAAUGUUUGGUGGCCUUCUAAACAAUGAUCGGCCCUCCCUGUUGGCUAGGCGGAGCAAAACACUGGAUAAUUUAACAAUUCCUGACAAGGAGGCUACAAAGGUUCUCGGAACUCAAAAGGCAUCCGAGCCUUCAGAUCAAUUGCGAAAAGCAUUGACGGCGCCUCGAAACCAAUCUCAGGAGGCUCUGCCUGGCUCAAAUGGCUCAACGCCGGACAUUUGCCCCAAAACACAAUCCCACCGCGCCCAGGCCUCCAUCACAUCUUUCCUCUCUGCAACCUCAAUUGGUUCCGAUGACGAACCACUUCUGAUACAGAAGUUCGAACGAAUCCGAACAUACGCCGGCAUGAAAGAGCCAUCCUGGGGAGUAUCACAUUCAAAUAAAGCACCGGUAACCAUGACAGUACCAUCCUCGGAAACCUCAACAAAAGCAAAGAACCUCACCAUCAGGACGCGAGAGCUCCAUUCAAGUUCGGACUCAAACAGCGUCAGCUCAACAGAGACCUUCUCGGACACACCCACAGUGACAUCAGCAUCUUCCCCAAUCCUCUCACCUUUAAGCACGACAAAGUCUCCGCCCAGAGACAAGAAUGUAGCCACAGCAAGAACCAUAUCCACGUUGCCCCCACCACGAACAACAUCCCGAGCAGGCGAUAAUGCUCCAAUCCCAACCAUCGAAGUGUCGGUCGCACGCUCUGUCUCCGUCUCAAAGGGCAAGAAGCAGGUCCUUGUCCCUGUCAGGAAAAGAACCCCUCACUUGAACUCUAGUAAUGAAAGGCUUGUUCUCCGGCGUAUGGGCAUCGCCCGGGCCUCUCGCAGGAUGCGCGUAUUGAAACUGUUUAAGUCUGCUUUACCAUGUCUCUUUUACUAG
Aspergillus nidulans FGSC A4 is the source of this 1596-nucleotide messenger RNA. RefSeq lists its product as uncharacterized. The coding region runs from base 1 to 1596 and encodes 531 amino acids. The record is from RefSeq and is a predicted model, not a curated record. Lineage: Eukaryota; Fungi; Ascomycota; Eurotiomycetes; Eurotiales; Aspergillaceae. The transcript has 3 exons.